Messenger RNA from Neospora caninum, 903 nucleotides. RefSeq lists its product as hypothetical. NCBI's taxonomy places the organism in Eukaryota, Apicomplexa, Conoidasida, Eucoccidiorida, Sarcocystidae. The coding region runs from base 1 to 903 and encodes 300 amino acids. The record is from RefSeq and is a predicted model, not a curated record. The transcript has a single exon.
AUGGCGGCUGUGUCGUACAAGACCCCCGCAGGUGUCGUGGAGAAUCAAGAUGACUCUGCGACCGUUUGCUCCUCGCAGUGGGGGCCAACCGAAAUGACCGCCGUUUCGGUAACAGGUCCGAGCAAAGCCGUGUCAAGCGCCCCCCUUUUGCCUCCGACUGACGACAAAAAUGUGCGUGCGGUAAGAACGCCGAUUAAGAUGGAUCCGGGUGCUGAGAAGUCGCCGAUCACUUACCGGUUGACACCGCUUCAAGACACGUGGGCGCCCUCGAGAGCGUUUCGUCAAAACCGAACCCCAGAGAACCUUGUCUCCAUCCCAGAACUGCUUUUUGGGCUCGUUGACAAGAUGGCCGAGCUUCUGCGUGACACUUGCGGUGCACCCGUCCGUCCCGAAGAGCUUUAUUUCUACGAGUAUGGCCCCCCUCAGCAGGAACUGGUGUGGAGACGUCCGUAUGUCUCAACAGCAGCCGUUCCGCGCCCCCUCGUUACGCCGCAACCUCAGCCGAUUUAUACGGUGGUGCCUGUCCAACCUCAGACGGUUCCUCCACCUGCGCACACGGUAAUUGUGGUACGACAUCCUGCACAACCCAAACCGUGGGCCGUUCGUGAGGUCGGCAUUUGUCCCCUGGCUGAGCGAGCCGGGAUCCGUGCUGAGCCGGCCGGGAUCCGGGCUGAGCCGCAGAAAAUGCUGUGCUUUGGGCAUCAAGGCGACGAGAGGAAGCUAUGUUUCGGUCUGUUGACGCUUCCUCCUCGCCAAAUCAAAUACGAUAUCGUUGUCGAGAGGGUCUCGACGUGUCUCGGUCUGUGGUCAAAGGACACGUUUGUGGCCGUUUGCCGGAAAUGUCGCAAGCGUCUUAGCACCUGUCCACACUGCCACAAGCAGAGCGUUGUUUUCCACCCAUGA